This is a messenger RNA of Zasmidium cellare ATCC 36951, 1185 nucleotides long. RefSeq lists its product as uncharacterized. Lineage: Eukaryota; Fungi; Ascomycota; Dothideomycetes; Mycosphaerellales; Mycosphaerellaceae. The transcript is spliced from 2 exons. Gene Ontology annotation, cellular component: peroxisomal importomer complex; peroxisomal membrane. Gene Ontology annotation, molecular function: signaling receptor binding. Gene Ontology annotation, biological process: protein import into peroxisome matrix, docking. The coding region runs from base 1 to 1185 and encodes 394 amino acids. The record is from RefSeq and is a predicted model, not a curated record.
AUGGUCCGCGAGGACCUGGUUGAGGGAGCCGUCUCUUUCCUCCAAGAUCCAUCCGUCGCCUCAGCACCCGUCGAACAACGAGUCGCCUUCCUUCGAUCCAAGAACCUGACCCAAGAUGAGAUCGAUGCCUCGCUCGCCCGCGUAGGCCAAGCGCCCGCUCCACCCAACUCACAGCCCCCGUCCAUCCAGUACCGCCAACCUCCUCCACAGUACGGCAACGGAUACCAACAACAAUAUGGCUACCCUCAGAACUGGCAACAACCGCCUCCAGAAGCUCCCCGGCGAGACUGGAGAGAUUACUUCAUCGCGGCGACGGUCAUGGGCGGGGUGGGGUAUGGUUUGUACUGGACGGCGAAACGAUACGUUUACCCUCUGAUCGCACCGCCAACACCACCUCAGCUCGAGCAGGACAAGGCUAGCGUGGAUGCCAGCUUUGAGAAGGCAUUUGCGCUGUUGGAGCAGCUGGCUACGGAUACACAGGAGCUCAAGGAUGCCGAAGCUGCAAGAAAAGAACGAUUGGAUACUGCGCUGGGAGAGGUGGAGAGCGUCAUCAGCAGGAUGAAGCAGGCAAAUGAGGAACGCGAGCUGGAGGCCAAGCGAAUCUCGAGAGAGAUCAACGAGAUCAGAGACCAGAUCCCCAAGGCCAUUGAGAAGGAGAAGGAGCUGACCGAUACCCGUUUGAAAGAUCUGAAUGUCGAGAUGAAGAGCUUGAAGACGCUGGUUGCCAAUAGAAUGCAGACGCCCAGCAGAGCCACACCGAGCUUUGCAAGCCCGUCGCAGCAGCAGCAACAGUCACCAAUUGCUGGCAUUCCCGGUGUUUCUGGUCCUGUCAAUGGAUCAUCGACGCCUCAAUCUUCAGCGCCCGCUGUGCAAGAGCCGAACGGUCUUCAUUCUCAACCUCCCACAAACGGGGUUGAAGCCAAUGGUGCCGAGAACACAUCGACAACCACAUCUACAGAGCGAAGCAACUCGAUGCCCUUCUCGAGUGCUCCCAACCGCGACGGUGCGGGAACACCGUACAGCCGAUUACUUGGCAACAAAGCUGCGAUACCGAGCUGGCAACUUGCGGCCAAGAAGAAGAAUGAAGAACAAAAAGCGGACAACGCUUCGAGUGGGACGGCCACUCCGGUGCAGAAUGUUGGCGAGAGUGGGACCGUGACCGAGCAGGUUGAUGGUCAGUCUUGA